UCCGCGUCUGCGCAAUCCAUACCUGUCGCCCGGGCGUUCAGUGAAUGAACGGACCCCGGCCUGGACGCACGCGGAGGCCUAGGGCUCCCUAUGUGUCACGAAUUGUGCGGUGCCAGUGGUGUGAUGCUUGUAUUGUGAACUCAGCGAUGGCCGCACGCUCGAGCGCGCCCGCCGGACCAGGAACAUGGGUGGAUUCGUAGGCGAGCUAGUGCGGUGUCGGCGCCGGUGGCGGGGCGGAGCGCGCGCUGGCGGCGCCCGCCCUAGUUGACAGCAUGCUCAUCGCGUCCAACCAUACCAACCUCACCGAGCUGGCCUUCGAGCCCACCCUGCCCCCCAGCCCGUACAGCCUCGCCCAGAAGAUCGUCAUUGCCAUCAUCGCCAGCGUCCUCUCAGUCCUCACAGUCGUCGGCAACUCCAUGGUCAUGAUCAGCUUCAAGAUCGACAAGCAGCUCCAAACGAUAAGCAACUACUUCCUAUUUUCUCUUGCCGUUGCUGACUUUGCCGUUGGGCUGAUCUCGAUGCCGUUGUACACGAUGUUCACGAUUUAUGGGUACUGGCCGCUUGGGCCGCAUGUGUGUGACACGUGGCUCGCGUUGGACUACCUCGCUUCCAACGCGUCAGUGUUGAACCUCCUCAUCAUCAGCUUCGACAGAUACUUCAGUGUGACGCGACCUUUAACAUACCGCGCGAAGAGGACUACAAGACGAGCGACAGUGAUGAUAGGGAGUGCGUGGGGGUUCAGUUUGGUGUUGUGGCCACCUUGGAUUUACGCCUGGCCUUACAUAGACGGGGAACGAAAAGUGCCGCCUCACGAGUGUUACAUCCAGUUCAUAGAGACGAACCAGUUCAUUACGUUCGGGACGGCGAUCGCGGCGUUCUAUGUGCCAGUGACGGUUAUGUGUAUAUUGUACUACAGGAUAUGGAGGGAGACCAAGAAGAGGCAGAAGGAUCUGCCGAAUCUACAGGGGGGCAAGAAGCACGACUCGUCCAAGAGAUCUAACUCUAGCGACGAGACUCGGGAGAUCGACGGUCGAGCACGCUCAGAGUCUGGUGAUGCGGACUCUGUCUACCACGUCAGAGGGGCCAUCCACGACCCGAGAUGGAGGGAUCAUCAGAGUUCAAGUUCAUCCCGGCGGCCUAAGCGCGGCUGGACGGCGGUGCGGGCGUGGUGCGUGGCGUGGUGGCACUCCGGGCGGGAGGACCUGGAGGACACGGAGCCAGAGGAGGAGCCUUCAGACCCUGGAUACGCGACUCCCGUGUCGGUAGAGACGCCGCUGCAGAGCUCUGUGUCUAGGUGUACGUCGCUAAACGUCAUCAGGGACCCGUACGCGACGCGCGGCGGCUCAGGUGGCUCCGGCGACGGCGGCACCUCGCCACUCCGGCGCAACUACGACGGCCCCGCGCCCCUCCCCGCCGCCCGCGACAGCCGCGCCCUCCCCCCCAACACGCGCAUCAACACCGCCACCUCGCCAGCACCAAAGUCUGCCUCCGCAGACUCCGUCUACACCAUCCUCAUCAGACUCCCAGACGCAGACACCGAGAGACCCAGCAUCAAAAUGAUCACAGAAGAAUCCCCACCCAACGUCCGAACACAAUACCGACCUCCAAACAGAGGAGACUCAGAAAUGAACCUCCACCCCGCUGGGCACCCGGCCCUAACCAGAAGAACGUCACAUUUACAAGACGUAAGAAUUCCUUUGAACGCGAAGAUAAUUCCCAAACAACUCGCUGGAAAAGGCAUCACAAAACAGCCGAAGAAGAAGAAAACGCAGGAGAAGAAACAGGAGACGAAAGCCGCUAAGACGUUGUCGGCCAUUCUUCUCUCGUUCAUCAUCACGUGGACGCCUUAUAAUAUCCUCGUGCUGCUGAAACCCCUCACGGCGUGCACCAAGUGUAUUCCUGAUGAACUUUGGUCAUUUUUUUACGCGUUGUGUUACAUCAACUCCACCAUAAACCCUGUAUGUUAUGCUCUCUGUAACGCGACGUUUAGAAGAACGUACGUAAGAAUUUUGACGUGUAAAUGGCAUAACAGAAAUAGAGAAGCGAUGACUAGAGGUGUGUACAACUAGCGGUAAAUAAGUGUGAUUCGGAAUGAGCUUCGUAUUUGAAGGUUUUGAGUGUUUUGUGGGGGCCCGAGCACCGGGGCGGUCGGGAGGGCUGACUUUAAAGUAAGGAUUGGUACCAAUUUACCGAUUGCCCAAUUUUGGUACCUGAAUGUAAAUGCGACAGCUAACUCUAUUAAGCCAAUACUAUUAAUAGUCAUACCAGCGAAUGGUGUAAUCAGUGAAUCGAUACAGGACUUGCAAAUUCAAAGAGAUAGGUUCAGUAACAAGAUAAUUCAGUAGUACAGUACAGAUACAUUGACUUAAUAGAUUGGUUUGACGCGUUUACAAUAAGUAUAUAAAAACUAAAAUUUUUAAACUAAAAGUACCUUUAAAACUGUAGUAAAAAAGUAUGAUUUAGACAAAUUUUAUUUUGUCAAUAAACGUGGUGUAGUUGUUUUACUAUAAAAGCAAUUUACUGAAUCACUUUCAUUUUCAUAAGUGAGUUUACCAUCCCGUCCAUGCGUAGUGUUAUAAUUUCUAGACUUUGUGACUUUUUGUGAUAUUUUCUUUGUUGUUUUUGAAAUUUGUUUUAUUUUGUCUUCUCCUGUUGUAAGAAGAAGAUUUGAUAUUGUUUAUUAAACCAAAGGUUUAAAAUUAAAUGAAGUUUUUAAAUGCCAAAAUGUAUUAAGAGUGAUUAGUGUAAACAGUGGUGAAAUAGGAGUAUUAUUCUAAAUCUGGUAGAAUCGUGAACAUUCUAGUCUUAAUAUCAUGGAUAUGAUUUCUAGUCGAGGUUAAAAUUUCUCUACGGUGUUCUGUAAGGUUUGAGCUUCUAGGGUUAAUGUCGACGAAUUUAGAAAAGUAUAGCUUCAGUGUCAUACACGGAGUGUCGAUUGAUUUCAGCUUGAAAACCUGCAGUAAAUUCUUUGGCAAUUUUUUUAAACAUUCUUUUGUUUGUUAGUCAUUCAUGUCAAAAUUAUUUCAUCUAAUUUGCGGUUAAUUCUUCAGUCAAGUCUGAGAAUCACUACUUAAUACCUAUUCUGUCGUCAGGUAUAUUGUAUUUUUGAAUCUAUUUUCUUAAUAAUUGUCUUAAAUAUAAGGAAGCUUCUCCUCCAAAUAUGAUUGCCUUUACAGAUUUAGACCAAAUUCGUUGUAAUAUUUGUCGUGAUGCUUAGGUUAAUGUUGGGAUAUGUUUGUGUUUAACGAAUACUGUCAAGAGAGAAUUCUGAGCCUUGUUUCUUAGAGGUAUUACAGACGGAUAGAAAUCUUGCAGCUGGCUUUGCUUUUGUGCAGUCGGCGCAUGCGGUUUGCAGUUCAAAAAGAAUUCCGUCUGUAAAACUUCUCAGUCUCAAUCUGCAUGUUAAUUUGUGUAAGUUUUAUAAUUAUAGAAAUUCUAAGCAAUAUUCAAAUAUUUUUCUCGUACGUAUGUUUGGUGUGGCGGAUGAUUUUCAUUAACAUUUUGAUGUGUUUCUUUCUAAUAUUCAUUCCUUUUAGAGGCCGUGUGAUGUGGCCUCGAAACUUAACAAAAAAUAUACAACGAUCUUUAAUUAAUCGUUUAGAGUUCCCUUAGAAAGCUACUGAGUCACUCACUCCACAAGUGAUCAAUAUUACUAAUGUCACUUUUGUGAUGUUUAGAGCGAGUAAAGAGUGAGUUACUGCAGUAGCAUUUUUUAAUCUGCGACUUAUCUCAUGACAACGUAUGAUUAUAGGAUUAUCUUGGGUGUCAUAGUGGCUUGGGUUAGAAAUAUUAUGGAUAAAUUACCAUGCAAAUUAUCUAACAUCAAAAUUAUUCCAGAAUCGGAAGUCCUAAGUCCUAAACCAGAACUAAAAUUGUUUUUUUUUUUAUUUAACUUUUUAGCUGGUAUGCGUGUAAAAACAUUCAUCCGAUUACUUCAUUAACAUUCUUCUAAAUCAGAUCAGUUGAUCGGUGAGA
Molecule: messenger RNA, 3975 nt
Organism: Pectinophora gossypiella (pink bollworm)
Lineage: Eukaryota; Metazoa; Arthropoda; Insecta; Lepidoptera; Gelechiidae
Gene: mAChR-A
Product: muscarinic acetylcholine receptor DM1
Exons: 5
Coding region: 273-2069 (598 amino acids)
Biological process (GO): G protein-coupled receptor signaling pathway, coupled to cyclic nucleotide second messenger; adenylate cyclase-inhibiting G protein-coupled acetylcholine receptor signaling pathway; chemical synaptic transmission
Cellular component (GO): plasma membrane; dendrite; synapse
Molecular function (GO): G protein-coupled acetylcholine receptor activity; G protein-coupled serotonin receptor activity
Source: RefSeq, a predicted model, not a curated record